Molecule: messenger RNA, 1848 nt
Organism: Verruconis gallopava
Lineage: Eukaryota; Fungi; Ascomycota; Dothideomycetes; Venturiales; Sympoventuriaceae
Exons: 3
Coding region: 136-1797 (553 amino acids)
Source: RefSeq, a predicted model, not a curated record
GACAAGGUCGCGCACCUCUGCCAGAUAGGACAAAUAGCUUCUUCUGUUCCAUGAGUGACUCGAUUUUCUAGAUUGUUUGAUAAUUCAUCUUCUUUGCAGAACUAUUCAGGCAAAUCUAACUGAACUUUUUUCGUUAUGGCUGCGAAGAACGACAAAAACUGGAAGGUCAUCGCUGAACGUAAGCGUAGCUUUCGCGACAACAGUAUACCAGAAGAAUGGAUAAUACCACCUGAAUUACUGCCGGCCAAAGAGACGAAGGACGUUCACAGAUUUCCAUAUGACAGUGGAUUGUUUUCGACUCAAGAGCUCGUUAUCACGGAUAGCUCGGCCUCUGAAGUUGCCAUCAAGAUUGCUAAAGGUGAGUGGUCUGCCUUUGAAGUGACUAGGGCACUCUGCAAGAGAGCGGCAAUUGCUCAGCAGCUUGUCAAUUGCCUUACAGAAAUACUCUUUGAUUCUGCCAUGGCACGUGCCAAGGAACUAGAUGAGUAUUACAAACGUGAGGGCAAGGUAAUCGGUCCAUUACAUGGGGUACCGAUAAGUCUGAAAGAUCAGUUCAAUAUUAAAGGUGUUGAUUCGACAAUUGGCUAUGUCUCGUAUAUUGGAAAACCAGCCCGAUCAGACUCGACCUUGGUUUCGCAACUCAUCAACGCCGGUGCUAUACCUUAUGUGAAAACAAACGUACCCGCAACACUUAUGAUGGGUGAAUCUGUUAACAACAUAUUCGGGCGCACAUCACACCCAUAUAACCGGGAACUUACGUCAGGAGGGUCGUCUGGGGGAGAGUCUGCGCUUCUCUGCUUUCGUGGAAGCCUUCUAGGUGUGGGUACAGACAUUGGUGGCUCCAUCCGCCAUCCAUCAAGUUUUACUGGCUUGUAUGCACUCAGACCAUCUCAAGGUCGCGUAAGCUACAUGAACGUGGCAAAUACAUACGUGGGUCAGGAAGCGGUCAGGAGUUCAGCAGGACCCAUGUGUCAUUCGGUAGCCGACAUACGACUGUUCAUGAAAACUAUUAUAGACCAAAAGCCUUGGCUCGUGGACCCCGAAAUACUUCCUCUUCCGUGGAGGGAGGACGAGGAGAAACUUCCGGAUAAGCUUUGUUUCGGCUUUGCAAUGGGAGAUGGAACCGUUACACCAAGCCCGCCGCUACGUAGAGCCAUGGAAAUCACCAAAGAAAAACUUGAACGGGCUGGUCAUAAUAUCAUUGAGUUUAUUCCUCACGAGCAUAUGGAGGCUGUAAAGCUCAUACAUAAAAUGUGGUCUGCAGAUGCGGGCGAGGAGUUUCAACGGGAUACCAACGCUUCCGGAGAACCACUUCAUCCGCAACUUGAAUCUUGGCUUGGAAAGACUGCAAAUGUCAGAAAACAAACUGUAUCCGAAACGUGGCAGACGCAACAUGCAAGAACGAUGUUGGCGCAAAGGUGGCUCGACCGUUGGGAGAAAACAAAGGAGAUAAGCGGCACAGGAAGACCUAUUGAUGGUCUCAUUAUGCCGAGUACGCCAUUUCCUGCGAUACAACACGAUGGUGGGUACCCUCAUCACUGGGGCGUGCUGUCGCCUCUGCUUGAUCUGUCCACUGGAGUAUUUCCAGUCACAAAAGUAGACCUUGAGAAAGAUGUUAUCCCAUCCUCGUGGAAACCUAUCUCAAAUUUGGAUCAAAAACUUAUGGAGUAUUAUGGAAGGCCACAAAACCAUGAAAAUGCACUUAUAGGUCUCACAAUUAUUGCUCGCCGUCUUGAAGAAGAGAAAGUUGUCGCCAUGUUAGACAUUAUGUCAAAAGUCGUUGGACUUGAUUAUUAGGAGAGAAUUAACAGCACACUCAGAACGCUGCUUCUAGUUUCUAACCCUCUA